AUGGCUCGUCAUCGCCAAAAGGAUGAGGAAGCCGGUGGGGAAGGCCUCGGAGUGAUUGAAAGUCGCAAAAAGCUAUGGAGGGACGCUGAAGGCAACAUCGUGAACAAGCGACCUGCCCAAGGUGAGGCCUGUAGAGUCUCUGCGAAGAAGCAGGCGACGGAUGGAAACUAUCCCCAUCACACAGGCUCGACGAUCACCACUGAAGGCUGUAACCCUCAGACUAUGAUCGAUGCUGAACCAUUGUCACCACCAAAGUCGAUGCUAAGUGCCGAAUCCCUUGAUCAUUUUUCACAUCAACUUCCUGAACUCCCCGAUGACCAAGAUUUCAUCGAUCACACAGCGGGUCCUGAUAUGUUUGAUUUCCUGGCCAAUUCAUCUUGGGGAUCGCACACUUCUUCGUCGCUCGGUAUUCCAGGUGAGAUGCCAAUGGAUGAUAUGUUUAACCCUGACACAGCGAGCUCUUUCAACAUGCCAUUUACGACAAUGAACAAUUACAACUGGUUAUUCGACAUAUCAGAUACUACCCGGAUUUCUCUACCGCCUUCACAAAACUUCAAUGCAAUGCCAGAUGCUCAAGGACCAACACGAGAUCAUCAAUUAGAGGCUUUACAGUAUCAAACAACCUCACAACCAGCAAUCGACCCGUUUAGAGGGAACAACAGAAUGCCUCCUUCAGGCUCUGCGGAAGCAAUGUUCAGGCAGCCAACACUACAGCAGACUUCAUCUUCAUCAUCUUCCUCAGAUGCCAUUCAAGGAACAGAAAUGUUUCAAUUCGGUUCUCUUCCAGCACAAAACUCCAUGCCAACCACUGCGCCUUCGCCCAGGCAUGUUGAGCCUCACAUGUCCUCUUCAGAUCCUACUCCGGAACUCGACUUUUCCCCUCAGACCACUACGUCGCCAGACUCGAUGCAAACACAGGCGGCCAACCCAGGCAACAUGGUAUCGCAUAUGCCAAACGGGCUGUUCAACAUGCAGAUUCUCCCCCCCAGCCCUCCACGUAGGUCGAUGCCUACAAUCGAUGAUCUCUCUCGCAACGAAAUCUUGGAUAUUCUGGUUUCUGCAAAGCCUAGAACGCCUGAAGGAUCGGAGAUCUCACGCGACCACCCUCUCCUAUCACUUUCUUCGAUGCAGAAUUAUCUUGAUCUCUUCUUCUCCCGUUUCAACGUCGCAUAUCCACUUCUACAUCAAGCCACUUUCGAUCCGUCCCAAACCGAGCCUCUACUGCUCUUGGCCGUUUUGCUUCUGGGCGCCACUUAUAGUGAAAAGGCCAUCCACAGACUUGCGGUAUGCAUUCACGACGUCCUCCGAGCUCAGAUCUUCCAACACUCGGCGUUCUCAUCGACGCCGGAAUUAUGGAUGCUUCAGACGAUCCUGCUGGUGGAAUGUUUUGGAAAAUCAAGAGCAGGCCAGAAGCAGCAUGAUAUGGCACAUCUCUUCCACGGACUGUUGAUCAACUUAAUUCGCCGAAGUGAUUGCCAAACUGUUCGUCAACCAAAUUUCGGCGAAGGUUCGGGUGACCUUGAGUCCGACUGGCGUCAAGCUAUUGAUGUUGAACUUCGUAAAAGACUGGCAUUCCUCUGCUUCCUAUGGGACACACAACACGCCGUCCUCUUCUCUCAAUCUCUGUGCAUGUCAUCCUUUGAACUCCGUACCACCUUACCAUGUAACCAGACAACAUGGGAAGCCAACUCGGCCGAAGAAUGGUGGAAAUACGCUCGAAAAGAGCCACAGAUUUCGUAUCUAUCGGUUUUAAAGGCCUACAUGAAUCCCGACCUUGGGAUACAAAUCCCUCAACUCAACGCCCUUUCUCGCCUCUUGGUUCUUCACGGUCUCAUGUCCGUACAAUGGGAUAUGAAACGAAGAGAUCAGACUUCUUUAGGCAUGGAAAAACUCAACGGUUCUUCCUGUUCGGAUCAAACGAAAUGGCAAGAUCGACUUUCCCAAUCAUACGAUGCGUGGAAGGCCGAUUUCGACACUUACUGCAUGAACAUGACUCUCUCGCUGGGCGACAACAGCCCAAUGCGGAAAGCCGAGUUCACCCGCUUCAGCACCGCCACCGUGGCCAUCUACCACGCCGCCCACAUCACUCUCAACGUAGAGAUUUUGGACCUACAAAUCUACGCGGGAGCUCGACACAUCAUCGGCCGUCCCGUGACUCGAGCCGACUACGACCGGUCCCGGCGCAUCGUCAAGGACUGGGCGAAACCUGGGGGUUCAACACCGGCGGCCAAGGCUGCGUGGCACGCGGCUCACUUACUCCGAGACGGCAUCAUGAACUUGGAAAAUUGGGACGUCAACAACGCCUUCCAUUACCCUUGGUGCUUGUACUUGUCUACUCUGACCUGUUGGGCCUUUCAUUUCGCCAAUACGACGGACAAGUCAGCGUAUAGUGGAGGAGGAGGCGGUGGUGGUGGUGUGGACAGCAGAGAGAGACACCAUGUGUCGUCAACAACGUCAACUUCAAAAGACUCGCCUCAUCUAGACAAUCACAACAGCAACAGCAAUAGUGUCGACGAUGGAAUCGUCUGGCAUGCCAAGGCGGAGAUGAAUGCCCUGGUGAGCAGCAUGGCCAGUGUCAUGCCGGAGAACCUUUGGAGGGCUUUGGGCAAGUAUUCGACUUCCGGCUUGACGGCGGUCAUGGCGAAACACCUCAGCAACAUCCGUUGGGCCGUCGUGCACGAGGGCAUGAAGGUACUAAGAGGACUCGUGCCUGAACGAUCGAUUAAUGAGUAUGAGACUUUUUUGAGAUAG
Messenger RNA from Exophiala oligosperma, 2751 nucleotides. RefSeq lists its product as uncharacterized. Gene Ontology annotation, cellular component: chromatin. The coding region runs from base 1 to 2751 and encodes 916 amino acids. Gene Ontology annotation, molecular function: RNA polymerase II cis-regulatory region sequence-specific DNA binding; zinc ion binding; DNA-binding transcription factor activity, RNA polymerase II-specific. NCBI's taxonomy places the organism in Eukaryota, Fungi, Ascomycota, Eurotiomycetes, Chaetothyriales, Herpotrichiellaceae. The record is from RefSeq and is a predicted model, not a curated record. Gene Ontology annotation, biological process: regulation of transcription by RNA polymerase II; DNA-templated transcription. The transcript has 5 exons.